Trichosporon asahii var. asahii CBS 2479 is the source of this 2142-nucleotide messenger RNA. RefSeq lists its product as uncharacterized. The transcript is spliced from 3 exons. Gene Ontology annotation, molecular function: protein binding. The coding region runs from base 1 to 2142 and encodes 713 amino acids. The record is from RefSeq and is a predicted model, not a curated record. NCBI's taxonomy places the organism in Eukaryota, Fungi, Basidiomycota, Tremellomycetes, Trichosporonales, Trichosporonaceae.
AUGCGUAGCGACGACGAAGAGGAGCACGACUUUGAAGAGGACGAGGAGGAUGACGAUGUAAGCUUCGCGAGCGAUGUUAAAGCUGACAGAGUAGGCGUUUCGCGACGCGACGACCGGAGAGGGGUAGAUCCAGAAGACCUCGACGGCGACGAUGACGAUGGAGACGGAGAGGACGAUGACGACGACGACGAUGAGGAAGAUGAUGACGACGACGAUGAUGACGAGGAGGACGGCGACGGGGAGGACGACGACGAUGUCGCCGCGACCGAUGCCAGCGUAGGCGGCUCUGUCGCCGUGCCCACCAGCUCCUUACCCGCCGUGCCGACACCAACACUCCCGACACCCUCACUACCCCCCGGUUCCGCGCCGCCCUCAGCCGAUGCUCCGCCAGAAGCCGAGAAAAACACAACGACAUCGGUCGACAUCAUUGCCCCUCAGCUCGCUCGGCGAUCACUUUUCGUGCCGCAAGCGACACGGCAAGGUAUUAGCAUCGAGGCCAUCGUCGGUAUCCCGAUUCCGAGUCCGGUACAUUGCAUCGCGUCUACGGCCUGUCUGUCCUAUCUAUUGACGGGAAGUCAGGACGGCUAUGUUCGCGCCUACGAUUUCUGGCCGUCUGUAAAUGGCGCGCAGAUUAUGACGGCCCAGCAGCGUGGUGUCGUUGGACUAGGAGAAGGUGUGAACAAGGCCGGCGUUGGACGGGGAUGGUGGGCUGUUGAGGUGCCAGAAGCGCAAGUUAACGCCUCCGGCUCUGGAACAGCAACAGGAAACGGCGGAGCGGCCGCGGGCAUAACGGGAUCGAAGAAACAGGAGCCCGUCUUCUCGUUAGCCUGCGAUCCGGACGGAUUAUGGAGCGCAGCCGGUACGCAGUCCGGUGACAUCAAUCUGUACUCCCUGCGGCAUAGCCCGGGGACACAAAUCACGAGUCUCAGAGGACACAAUAACGUUGUGUCUUGCCUGCAGCUCGUGGACGACACCAGCUUGCUGUCCGGAAGUUGGGACGGUGUCGUGAGGGAAUGGGACCUCAACACUGGACAGACGACACGGACGUAUCCCGGGCAUGGUGCGCAGAUCUCCGCUGUCUCUGUGCGCCCGCCAGUUGUCGCAGCUCCGGCUCCGAUAUCUGUCAACGUUGGCGAGGACUUCUUCAAGAAGGACCGCGAGGCGAAUGGCACCAACGGCACUGCUAAUGGAGCGAACGGCGGUGAUGGGGAUGUGGAGAUGAAGGACGCCAGUGACAAACCGGCCGAGCCACCAGCUGAGCCAGCAGCCGCGGACGGUGACGACAACAAGUCGAAUGCGUCGUACGAUCCCCUGUUCGAUGACGAUGCUGAGGGUGAGGAAGACGUGACUAUGGAUCCGGCCCCGGGACUCGGGUUAGCGCUGCCGGGCGCAAAGCCCGCGGCGUCACCCGCGCUGCCGACAUUGUCAACGCCAACACCAGCUCCGCCAUCGCAAUCUUCCCAGACUGGCCCUGCACUGCCUGGGCAGCCGUCGCAAAACCAGCCUUCGACGCCAUCGGCCCCUGGGUUGUUCUCCGCUGCCUCGGCUCGCGCGGCUGCGACAACGACGACGAACACGAAGGCGACACCAUCACUCUCCCCGGCAACGUAUCACUCGAUGUCACCAGAUAUCCUUCUGACAUCGAGCAUGGACGGCCAGAUCACGCUGAUCGACCGCCGCUCACCAUCGCUUGUGGGACGGUUGGGCGGCUCGAAGGCACCACCAUGGUGCAUGUCCGCAGUCUGGCAGGGCGAGCAGGUCCUCGCGGGCCGGAGAAACGGCACGAUCGACAUCUGGGACGUGCGGCGAGCGUCGCCGAGUGCGCCGUCACUGAUCAAGACACUGAAGACGCCUGCCGAGUCGGGUCCGAUCUCGUGUCUCGUCGCGUUCCCGGACGGAAAGCACGUCGCCUCCGCGUCCAACGACAACAUCCGUCUUUGGAACACGCUCGAGUACUUUGACGAGCAGCAGGAGACGAAGCGCAAGGGCGUGCCGUUCCGCAUCAUUGCGGGACAUCAUGGUGGUAUCAUCUCGGCCAUGAACCUCGACCCUACUGGCAACUUCCUCGUCACUGCUAGCGGGGAUCGAGGGUGGCAGGGCGAGAGCACAAAGGUGGUUCUCGUCCACGAGGUGAAGUGGUAG